Cynara cardunculus var. scolymus (artichoke) is the source of this 887-nucleotide messenger RNA. RefSeq names its product SPX domain-containing protein 2-like. The transcript is spliced from 3 exons. Lineage: Eukaryota; Viridiplantae; Streptophyta; Magnoliopsida; Asterales; Asteraceae. Gene Ontology annotation, biological process: cellular response to phosphate starvation. The coding region runs from base 30 to 887 and encodes 285 amino acids. The record is from RefSeq and is a predicted model, not a curated record.
GCAGGCGAAGAUUUGAAUCGUUCAACAGGAUGCAGUUUCGGAAGCUUUUGAAUAAAUUGAUCGACGAGACGUUACCUGAAUGGAGAGACAAGUUUCUGUGUUAUAAGGAUCUGAAGAAGCAACUGAAGCGCGUUUACUCUAGAGAUGGUCGCGGUAAUAAGAGGAUAAAAUUGAGCAACGGCGAUGAAACUGAUUCGAUCGCGACGGAGAAAGAAGUUGCUGAUUUCGUGAAAUUGUGCCAAGAACAGAUCGAUAAGUUCAAUGAUUUCGUUCUCGAAAAACAAGAGUGGUAUCUUAUCAAAAUCGAGGUGCUGGAAGGUAACUUGAUUGCGACCAAGGAUUCAAACGAAGAGUUGUGGAAAAUUGGUAGAACCCUAGCAGAUUUACAUGGAGAGAUAGUUCUCUUGUUAAAUUACAGCUGGCUUAAUUACACAGGAUUGGUGAAGAUUCUGAAGAAACACGACAGACUAAGUGGAGCUCUGGUUCGAGUGCCUUUCAUCCAGAAAGUUAUGAAGGAGCCAUUUUAUGAACCUGAUGUACUAAACAACCUCGCGAAGAAAUGUGACACGAUGCUUGAACAACUUUUCUCCAUGAAUGAACCACGGACGUCCGCAUCUGCAACAAGCAAGAAAGAAGAAGAAACAAUUCCUGAAUCAUCAUCUGCAGAACCCAAAGAGAAGUCUUCUCCUACAGUUCCUGAAGAACUCGUUGACAUUAAACACAUGGAGAACGACUACAUGAAACUCACUCUUUCGGCACUUAAUGUUCUCCAGGAGCUUCGAAGCGGAAGCUCAACCGCAUCCAGUUUUUCACUACCCGUGAUGCAACAAAGCAUGGAGAGGAAGGAGGUAUGGAAAGAAUCUCUUGCUGUAGAAGUCGCCAAGUAA